Aureobasidium melanogenum CBS 110374 is the source of this 1794-nucleotide messenger RNA. Its product is annotated as seven-hairpin glycosidase. The transcript is spliced from 3 exons. Gene Ontology annotation, biological process: carbohydrate metabolic process; N-glycan processing. The record is from RefSeq and is a predicted model, not a curated record. Gene Ontology annotation, molecular function: calcium ion binding; mannosyl-oligosaccharide 1,2-alpha-mannosidase activity. NCBI's taxonomy places the organism in Eukaryota, Fungi, Ascomycota, Dothideomycetes, Dothideales, Saccotheciaceae. Gene Ontology annotation, cellular component: endoplasmic reticulum; Golgi membrane. The coding region runs from base 1 to 1794 and encodes 597 amino acids.
AUGAUCUCCAUCUCGCGCAGAUGGAUUCUUACCUGCAUUUUGAUCUGUGUAACAUUGUCCCUCGUCUUCAAUGUUCUAGAACAUGAUGGUUGGACACCGCCUCCCCCUCCUCCGCCAACAGAAGACUCCCCCUUACCGCCGGACUUUAGCUGGAAGACCUUGCCCCGACAGUGGCCAUUGGACUCAUCCUUGAUUCCAUUACCAAACGGACCGCCAGCUCAGAUCCCGCCCAUCCAACACAAAUUCGCCAAAGAAACACCGAGGGAAAGAUACAAGAGACAAAAAAGGCUGGCAGCUGUCAAGAACAGCUUCAAGCACUCCUGGAACGGUUACAAGAAAAAUGCUUGGUUGCAAGAUGAGGUCAGGCCGCUGUCCGGAGGAUACAAGAAUGGAUUCGGAGGCUGGGGGGCAACGCUGGUCGACUCCCUCGACACUCUCUGGAUCAUGGACAUGAAGAAGGAAUUCGAAACUGCCGUUGCAGCCUUGAAACAUCUUGAUUUUACCACGUCACCUUCGCGUACGAUUAGCGUCUUCGAGACAACUAUUCGCUAUGUAGGCGGCCUCUUGAGUGCAUACGACUUGAGUAACGGAAAAUACCCAAUCUUGUUGGAAAAGGCAACUGAGCUUGGUGAUAUGCUAUAUGCCUCGUUUGAUACUGCCAACAACAUGCCGGUGGUUGGAUCCUGGAACUGGUUGAAGGCUGCAAAAGGAGACCUGCAAUCAGCUCCUUCGAAUGCGCUUUCUGCUGAUAUAGGGUCCCUGAGUCUAGAGUUUACCCGGUUAUCGCAGCUGUCCGGUGACCCAAAGUAUUACGACGCUAUUCAGAGGAUUAUGAACGCUUUCGAAGAGUCACAAAACAGCACAAGGCUGCCAGGAAUGUGGCCGGUAUCUUUGGAUGCCCGCAAGUUGGACUUUACCCACGAUAGAGUUUUCACUCUGGGUGCUAUGGCCGACUCGCUUUAUGAAUAUUUUCCCAAGCAAUAUCUUCUGCUCAACGGCAGAGACAAGCAGACCCAACACAUGUACGAAAAGAGUUUAGCUGUGGCCAAGGAGCAUCUGUUCUACAGACCUCUCAACCCCGAAAAUUUGGACAUCCUUAUUUCCGGGUCCGUGAGACAAAUCGGUGCAAGUUACGAUCGAAAGCAUGAAGGACAGCACCUAACUUGCUUCGUCGGAGGUAUGGUUGCUUUGGGCGCCAAAAUCUUCAACACACCAGAAGAUAUUCAGACAGCAAAGCAAUUGACAGAUGGAUGCGUGUGGGCGUACCAGCAAACGCCAAGCGGAAUGAUGCCCGAGAGCUUCGAAGCUAUUCCUUGCAGCGACGACGAAGACUGCAAAUGGACCGAAGAUAGAUGGUACAAAGGUCUUGUAAUGGCUAUUCAUCGGGUCAUCGAUACCAGUACCAGAUCUCUCAAGGAACAAGCCCAGCAGAUCAUUGAGAGAGGAAGACUUCCCCUUGGGUUUGCCAAGGUUGUCGACUCUCGCUACUACCUCCGCCCAGAGGCCAUCGAGUCUGUGUUCUACAUGUAUCGCAUCACAGGCGACAAGACAUGGCAAGACAAGGCAUGGCAGAUGUUCCAAGCCAUUGAUUCGCACGCGAGAACGGACAUCGCAUAUGCCGUCGUUCAAGAUGUGCGAGACACGCAGUCACAACUCACUGAUACCAUGGAAAGCUUUUGGACUGGAGAGACACUGAAGUACUUCUAUCUCAUCUUCAGCGAACCAGAUCUUAUCAACCUAGACUCCUGGGUUUUGAACACGGAGGCUCAUCCUCUGCGCAGGCCGCAGAAUUAA